CAAACAUUAUCAAUAUAUAUUAUAUGUAGUUAUCCAAUAUCGGGGAUUAAAAAACAUGUUAUAAUCUUUUUAGUUGGGGAUACAAUAACAUAAAAAAUGUCUAUAAAUAAUAUUUUUUAUAUAUAUUAAAUAAUUUUUUGGGGGUACUGUAGUACCUCCAACGCUCCAUCUAGCUCCGCCACUGUCGAACUGAACGAACUGUAUGAAGGCGGGUAACCACGGUUCGGUUCAUGGGUACCCGCUAAAUACAAAAAAAUCAAAACCAUUAAUCAAAAAUAAAAAUUAUCAAUAAGCCAUCAAGUUAGAAAAUUUGUUGAAGUUCAAAUUAUAUAUUAUAAUUUAUAUAAUAACUAUAAUAAUAAAAUUAACCAUAAAAAUGUGAUAAAAGUUCUAAACUAUGGAUUCAGUUUGUUGGGCUAUUAAAUAAAAAAACAAUAUUGAUUGCUGUGAGUAUGUAACAUUGGAACGACACUGGAUCAAUCCAUCAGCGCGUAAUGCUGCCCAGCAGCCCACUACUAUUCCGCAAGUGUUUCACACAAAUGGCAUCGUCGUCGUUGACGUCUCCGGUAACGGAGGAGUAGCUAACGUUGAAUGUGAAAUGGAGCGGAAAGGAAUACACCGUCAGAAUGUGCGCCGACGACUCCGUUGGUGAACUAAAACGAUGCAUAUGCCUACUGCCCAACGUACUCCCCAAACAUCAGAAACUUCUUUACCCUAAAAUCGGAUCCAAACUCGCAGAUGAUUCAGCCCUUCUGUCCGGUCUACCCAUCAAAUCUUCUCUCAAAAUGACAAUGAUCGGUAUUGAAGAUGAUAUAAUCGUGGAUCAAGCCGAUGCUCCAGAGAUUGUUGCUGAUUUUGAAAUCGGGCAAGAUGAAGCUGUCGACAUUAAAGACAAAAAGGUCAACAAGCAGAAACUAAGGAGACGUGUUGAUCAAUACAAGAUUGAAUUCCGAAUUCCAUGUCGAAAGGGGAAGAAGCUUCUUGUAUUGGAUAUAGACUAUACUCUAUUUGAACAUCGGUCAACAGCAAAAAAACCGCCAACUCAUGUGCCCUUAUCUUCAUGGGUUCUUAUAAGCCAAUUUAUGCAGAGCAUGGCAUCAUCAUAUGGUCUGCAACAAGCAUGAAAUGGGUCGAAUUGAAAAUGGGACAGCUUGGAGUACUGAGUAAUGCUGAUUACAAAAUUACUGCUCUGUUACUAAGAGAGCCAUAACUAAACAUAAUACGCAAUACAUAAAUAAUAACAUACUAACAUUCGAGAGGUUCCUAAAAAUUCAGGAAUUUAGCAAAGUUGUGGAGGCCCAAAAAAAAAAAAAAAAAGAACCAAGUCAAAUCA
Molecule: messenger RNA, 1333 nt
Organism: Lactuca sativa (garden lettuce)
Lineage: Eukaryota; Viridiplantae; Streptophyta; Magnoliopsida; Asterales; Asteraceae
Product: ubiquitin-like domain-containing CTD phosphatase
Biological process (GO): regulation of proteasome assembly
Source: RefSeq, a predicted model, not a curated record